CCUGGAAAACCUGGACCACAUGGUGCCAACGGUAUGCCUGGAAAACAAGGACCUGCAGGUCCUCCAGGUCCAGGAGGACAGCCGGGUAUGCCUGGAAGAGACGGCAAACCAGGAGGACCAGGUACACGUGGUCUACCUGGCAAGGAUGCUACUUACUGUCCUUGCCCACCAAGAUCGCAGUUCAUCCUUCGAAUUGCAUAGACGGCAUUCAGAACUGUCUGAAAUAUUACUGCAGUUUUUUUUGGAAAAUGAAAACAAAUACUGUUGGUUACAUUAUUUUGCCGGUUUAUUUGUAUGGUAUGAAAAGAUUUACAAAAAAACUGUCAUGAAAUAGAG
Molecule: messenger RNA, 336 nt
Organism: Enterobius vermicularis (human pinworm)
Lineage: Eukaryota; Metazoa; Nematoda; Chromadorea; Rhabditida; Oxyuridae
Source: the annotation of a GenBank genome assembly